Messenger RNA from Ctenopharyngodon idella (grass carp), 5865 nucleotides. Its product is annotated as protein mono-ADP-ribosyltransferase PARP6-like. The transcript is spliced from 27 exons. Gene Ontology annotation, cellular component: intracellular anatomical structure; endoplasmic reticulum tubular network; membrane. NCBI's taxonomy places the organism in Eukaryota, Metazoa, Chordata, Actinopteri, Cypriniformes, Xenocyprididae. The record is from RefSeq and is a predicted model, not a curated record. Bases 992 to 2908 code for a protein of 638 amino acids. Gene Ontology annotation, biological process: endoplasmic reticulum unfolded protein response. Gene Ontology annotation, molecular function: NAD+ poly-ADP-ribosyltransferase activity; kinase binding; protein serine/threonine kinase activator activity.
UUAAUGAAUGCAGUGCACGCCUUGAUAAUGAAAAUAUGGCUUCUGUCCACAGGAAACAAACUGCGUGAGCGUUCAGCGGCUCUCUGAAGAUCAAAUAUAAUCAUCAUCAGUGCUCACACAAGUGGCUGUGGUCUAGUCAUGGAGUGGCGGAUGCGCUUUGGGUCACGUCCCGCCUCUGCGUCACAUUCCCCGCCAGCAGAGACUCCCGCACGAGCUCAGAUAUUAUCCACAGAGUCUGGUCAGGUGAAGGCAAGAUAAUAGCAGCAUUCAUUCCAGUCAUGUGAAAAAUCAGCAUCAAGGUGAAGGUGUCAGACUCACCUGCUCUCCACGACGACCCCGCCGCUGCUGCUGCUCCCGCUGCCCAUGCUGUCUGCUGCUCACCUGACGGCCGCUCACUCACUGACCGCUCUCAGCUCACCUGCUGCGUGUCCUUGUGCUCCUCGCCCACCUCCAGAGGAUGGCAGGAUAUGAGACAGCACCGUGUCUCCAUCAGAGACGUGAGUCAUGCAGUCGAGGACAUGUUGGAUAAUGGCUUAUCUCUCUCUCUCUCUCUCUCUCUGGAGGUCAUUGUGUAAAGCGAGGCUCUUAAUGAGCUGUAGGUCACAUGACUCCCUCUGCUGGCUCUCACUGAGCAUGCUCAGUUCACUGUGUUGUCAGGCAAAAAUAAGAGAGCACUAGAAGCAGAUCUGCAAUAGAUAAACACACGGCGGAGCAAGAGAUGGAGCAUUAAAAUGGAGGAUUGCUGCUAGCGCACAGUGACGCUGUCAUAUCAGAUGGUUUGUGCGCGCUGUCUUUAUUUAUUCAUCUGCAUCACGGUGGUGUCGUAUUGGAGGAGAAGGAGCCGUCGGGCUGGUGGCGCUCGCUCCAUCCUCUGAAGAAAGCGAACAGCUCAUCUUUCUGUCUCCCGUCGUCCCAGAGUGCCUGUUGUUUUGCUGAAAUGGAUCAGAAAAGCUUCGUCCUGUCGGAAACACGUCUGUGAACACCGGAGCCAAUGGAUAUUAAAGGCCAGUGCUGGACGGAUGAAGAAUCGGAUGGAGAGAAUGAAUCGGAGCAGUUCCUGUACGGUAUUCAGGGGAGCUGUGCAGCUGACCUGUACCGUCACCCGCAGCUGGACGCGGAUAUCGAGGCUGUAAAAGACAUCUACACGGACAGCGCUGUGUCCGUCAGAGAGUAUGGCACGAUCGAUGAUGUGGACAUCGACCUGCAAAUCAACAUCAGCUUCUUGGAUGAGGAGGUGGCGACCGCGUGGAAGGUGAUCCGUACGGAGCCCAUUGUCUUACGCCUUCGUUUCUCUCUUUCACAGUACCUGGAUGGACCAGAACCAUCGGUGGAGGUGUUUCAGCCAUCUAAUAAAGAAGGAUUCAGUUUGGGACUUCAACUAAAGAAGAUCCUCAGCACGUUCACGUCCCAACAGUGGAAGCACCUCAGUAAUGAGUUCCUCAAAGCCCAGCAGGAGAAACGACACAGCUGGUUCAAAGCUGGAGGAACCAUCAAGAAAUUCCGUGCCGGAUUGAGUAUCUUCUCCCCGAUCCCCAAGUCUCCCAGUUUCCCCCUGAUCCAGGACACAGUGUUGAAAGGCAAACUGAGCGUGCCGGAGCUCAGAGUCACCCGGCUCAUGAACCGCUCCAUCUCCUGUACCAUGAAGAACCCCAAGGGCGAGCUGUUCAGCUACCCUCCGAACAGCCAGACUGUGGCUGUCCCGGCGGGCAGGGCCCCUGCGCAGAUUACCACCCGCCAGCUGAUUGAGUUGUUUUUCUCAUCCCAGGCGGGCGGACACUGCAAGAACAUCCCCACGCUGGAGUACGGCUUCCUCGUGCAGAUAAUGAAAUACUCUGAGCAGCGGAUCCCCACUCUGAACGAGUACUGUGUGGUUUGUGACGAGCAGCACGUCUUUCAGAACGGAUCCAUGCUGAAGCCCGCGGUGUGCACGAGAGAGCUGUGCGUGUUUUCCUUCUACACUCUGGGUGUGAUGUCAGGAGCGGCUGAAGAAGUUGCCACAGGCGCUGAGGUGGUGGACCUGCUGGUGGCCAUGUGUCGAGCCGCUCUGGAGUCGCCCCGCAAAAGCAUCAUCUUUGAGCCCUACCCAUCCGUGGUCGACCCCAAUGACCCCAAAACACUCGCAUUCAACCCGAAGAAGAAGAAUUAUGAGCGUCUGCAGAAAGCUUUAGACAGUGUGAUGUCUAUUCGAGAAAUGACGCAGGGCUCGUAUCUGGAAAUUAAGAAGCAGAUGGAUAAACUGGAUCCUCUGGCUCAUCCGUUACUGCAGUGGAUCAUAUCCAGUAACAGGUCUCAUAUUGUGAAGCUGCCACUCAGUAGGCAGCUGAAGUUCAUGCACACGUCGCAUCAGUUCCUGCUGUUGAGCAGUCCGCCAGCGAAAGAAGCUCGAUUUCGCACCGCUAAGAAACUCUACGGGAGCACCUUCGCCUUUCAUGGUUCCCAUAUUGAGAACUGGCACUCGGUUCUGAGAAAUGGACUGGUCAAUGCCUCUUAUACUAAACUGCAGCUGCAUGGAGCAGCAUAUGGGAAGGGCAUCUAUCUGAGCCCCAUAUCCAGUAUUUCCUUUGGAUACUCAGGAAUGGGGAAGGGACAGCAUCGCAUGCCCACUAAAGAUGAACUCGUCCAGCGUUAUAAUCGAAUGAACACAAUGCCACAGCAGAGUCGGCCGAUACAGUCGCGUUUCCUCCAGAGCAGGAAUUUGAACUGCAUCGCUCUCUGUGAAGUGAUCACAUCAAAAGACCUGCAGAAACAUGGAAACAUCUGGGUGUGUCCGGUGUCUGACCACGUCUGCACACGCUUCUUCUUUGUGUAUGAGGACGGUCAGGUGGGAGACGCUAAUAUUAACACACAGGAGCCCAAGAUCCAGAAGGAAAUCAUGCGCGUCAUCGGCACCCAGAUCUACUCCAGCUGAACGGAUCGGUUUCCUGCAGAGACGGUCGAGACGGACACAUUUCCGGGCGGAAACAGAGAAGUGCCCGGCAUCUCUCUCUCCUGCCCGCUGUCGUUCCUCGACUCUAUUCCAUCUAUACUUUCUUUUUAGUAUGGGAUGCGGGUCUCCUCCGGUGUGGAUUUCCCGUGUGGGGCGGAUGAGCGACCCUCCGUUUAGAUGAGAUGAAGGAAAACUCCACACACGCUUUUAUCGAGUGCAAUAAGCCCCGCCCACGACCCUUUCUGACCUCUGAGUUGAGCUGCCGUCAGUCAAAAGCAGAUAAGCGCCUGAUUGGAGGAGACGUCGGCCAACGAAACUGUUCUGAUUUUCUCUCGCUCGAACUCUUUUUCAUAUCAGUUCCAAUCUGUUUGACGGAUCACUAAAUAUCCAUAAACAUGAAAAACAAAAAAAGUCAUUUAAAAAUGUUUUUCCAUCUCUGGAUAGUAAAUGAUGAAUCUUUGUGCAUUCUUAUUGUGUUUGUAAGACGUUAUCCGCUGCUUUUUCUGACUGAUGACACGUAUUAAUAUCCCAGAUGUAUUUAUCUCUGAGUUUCCUGCUGAAAUCAAUUUCCUGUCUUUUGUUCCUCAGCUCGCUGAGCUCCGCUUACACGCGUACAAGCGCUCGGCGUGAUUUAUCGCGGAACAGAACAUGGAUGAGAGGACAGGGACACGUCGUUACUCAUCUUUAUGCUUUUAUCUUCUGGAUGGCGCCGUCUGCGGCUUCUGAACCGGCGGGAAAGCGCGAGGUUUAGGGCCCUUCAGUGAUGUCAUCUGUCCUGUGGAACAAACUAAAGCAGACGCGUCAGAGGCUUUUAGUUCUGCUGUCAAUUCUCAGACAUUCCUGAGUGCUUGUGGGUCAUUUCCACAAAGCUUACCUGCAGUCAAACGUUUGGACAUUCUUCAUUCCGACACUUUUCCACGUGUUAUAAUAGUAAACUGAUGCAAACUGGGAAUGAUGUAGGGAUCAAAACAUGUGACACAAAUUAAAACAGAGUUGAGAUAAUCUCUUUUUCCCUAUUGUGACAUAUAUUCAUGUGUAAUGAUAUGCACGGAUAAAUAAUUUAUAAUAAAUACUGCAAAAUUCCAUAAAAAUAAGAAUUGUCGGUAACACUUUACAAUAAGCCUCCAUUAACUAGCAUUGCAUUUGUUACAGUAUUUAUUCACGUUAGAUAAUAAAAGUACAUGUUUUCAUUGCUAGCUCAUGUUCUAAAUAAUAAAUAUUUUCUAAAAUAACUAAUAUAGUUAACUAAUGUUGACAAAUGAACACUCCGGGUUAAAAACAACCCAAAAUGGGUUGAAAAUGGACAAAUCCAGUGACUGGGUUGUUUUAACUCAGCGGAACUGAGUUGUUUUAACCCAACGCUUGGGCUACUUUAACCCAGCGAUUGGUUGCUUUAACCCAACAAUUGGGUUGUUUUAAUCCAUUGGUUGGGUUGUUUUUAACCCAGUGAUUGGUUGUUUUAACCCAACGAUUGGGUUGUUUUAACCCAGCGAUUGGUUGCUUUAACCCAACAAUUGGGUUGUUUUAACCCACCGGUUGGGUUGUUUUAACCCAGCGAUUGGGUUGUUUUAACCCAACGGUUGGGUUGUUUUAACCCAGCGAUUGGGUUGUUUUAACCCAACGGUUGGGUUGUUUUAACCCAGCGAUUGGGUUGUUUUAACCCAGUGAUUGCGUUGUUUUAACCCAUCGGUUGGGUUGUUUUAACCCAUUUGUUGAGUUGUUUUAACCCAACGAUUGGGUUGUUUUAACCCGGCGAUUGGUUAUUUUAACCCAGCAGGAUUGAGUUGUUUUAACCCAUUGGUUGUUUUAACCUAUUGGUUGGGUUGUUUUUAACCCAACGAUUGGGUUAUUUUUAACCCAACGAUUGGGUUAUUUUUAACCCGGCGAUUGGUUGUUUUAACCCAUCGGUUGGGUUGUUUUAACCUGGCGAUUAGUUAUUUUAACCCAGCAGGAUUGAGUUGUUUUAACCCAAUGGUUGGGUUGUUUUGACCCAGUGAUUGGUUGUUUUAACCCAGCGGUUGGGUUAAAUGUUUGACCCCACAGGCUGGGUAGUUUUAUUUAACCCAACUAUUGUUUAAAAAUGACUAUAUGUCUGGCUUAAAAUGAACCCAAAAUAUGUUGGAAAUUAAAAAUCAGACACAUAAUUACUAGAGGAAACAAUAAUAAUCAAAAGGUGAACAUUUAUUAAUAAGCAAUUUAAUAAAUGUUUAUUGUUUAGUUAUUAUUCAUUAAACUUAUUAAUAAAUGUUAACUUCCAACCUAUUUUGGGUUCAUUUUAAGCCAGCGAUAUAGUAAUUUUUAAACAACAGUUGGGUUGAUUAAAACUACCCAUCAGGUUGGUCAAACAUUUAACUCAACCGCUGGGUUUGUCCAUUUUCAACCCAACUUGGGUUGUUUUUAACCCAGCAUUUUUUAGAGUGAACCUUUUUGUAAAGUGUUACCAAAAAAAAUGUAAAGAAAUUCAUAUAUAUUCUCAGUUUAUAUUUGUCUGCAAAACGACUGUCAGUCAUUUAAGCAGAUGCUUUUCGAUCAGAAGGUCUUUAGGAGAACUGCAAACAUAAAUUCAGUCUUUAACGUCCAAACGCUUGACUGCCGGCGUAUCUCGUGUGUUUUUACUGUAUUCUGUUGCUCUGGAACGGUUGUAAGAUUGUAUUUUGUGGCGUUUAUGACACGGCCUGCGUCUGAUUCUCUCUAAUGCACCUUUUCUGCUCGACUCUGUCAGACGUGCAGGUGUGAUGCGGUCAGGUGUAGAUCUUCACUGUAAAUAAUCUAUAUGUGAGUGGUGUGAUUGGACAGGAGGAAUGUUUUCAGGAUGCUCUCUGGAUCUUGUUUCUGUUGUCAGACCUGUCGGAUCUCCUGGUCUUCGGUCAUGCUGUAUGAACUGCGAUUGUACAGGUGGAAUUAAUGCUGAACAAUAAAUAAAAGGAGGUUUUGCACAA